Molecule: messenger RNA, 2301 nt
Organism: Prorocentrum cordatum
Lineage: Eukaryota; Dinophyceae; Prorocentrales; Prorocentraceae
Source: the annotation of a GenBank genome assembly
ACUCUAUUACGCGUCCAGGGUGCGGCGGCACAUACAUCGUCCAAACCGAAUGAUUAUAAGGAUGAGUUGUGCUGAAUCAGAGACGCUGAGACAUAUCCUUUCACAAGGCUCAAGGUUGAGAUUUUGUUGCAGCGCCAGCACGGGUGGGAGCAAGCAAAUCCAGUUAAUCUUCAUCGUUGUGUCCUUCGAGUGGGGUCGGCUGUUUCCUCUUGAGGAAAAAGAAGACAAGGCGUCUCAUGCACAUGUGUCGGCCGCGAGCGAGGGGAGAAGUAAUCAGGAAAAGACCACCUCAGAAGGCGGCGGGACUUGUCAGAAACCCUCGUGCGUUUUGAGAAGGCUUUUGUGCUUUCGGGGAAGGCUCAGAAAAUGUUUCAGAAGGCCGAGGCACUUCCAAGCCUUCUGAGGCCCGCCCCUUCUUAUUUUCCUCCUCGAGCUUGCCGCUGAAUAAGCUUUCGGAGGUCCGCGCGGAUUUCUUAGAUCGGCACUGGACCCGUCUGCCGCCGUCCAGCGCCGAUCCAAGAGAUUUGCGAGGACCUCCGACAAUUUAUGUUGGUGCAUUUGCUUCUUCGUCUUGUCUGGCCAGCGAAAGGGCAGACCGCAGUCGAGGGCAGACCGCAGUUACUUCAUGGACGUGAGCGUCUACCUCAUAAGAUAGGGUGUCGCGUUUCCAUAUUUUAUGUCAGGGGCGCCGCCGCGGACAAGGUCGCGGAGCAGGGAUCAACACUGCGAGUGCUGCCAGCACGGACAUCGAGCAGCACGAGGCGCCCGACUCUGCCGCGCUGGGCGGCCAUCUGGAGCUCGGGCUUGCGAAGGCUGGGUUGUGCCGACCGUGCCGGAGAUCCAGCUCCUGUGGGCGUGCCUCGUCGAGCGUGCGCGUUGCCUCGCGCCGCUCGGGCGAAGCUGGCGCCUGGCCCCUCCAAGAAGCGUGAGGAAUCUGCUCCUCACCGGUGUGGUGCAGACAUCGACGUCACCAUCUGCUGGCCGGACGGCCAGGACGAGGGCGACUCUGCCGCGGCGGCGCGGGCUCUGCAGGGGGGUGUGCUGCCGCUGCCGUCGCCGAGCCCAGGGCUCGAGGUCAGCGGGCUCGCUCCCGGGGCCAGGACAUUCCAGCCCUGCGUCUGCGAUUCGAGGGCGCCGUGAACGGGGACCUCUCCUCUUCACAACGCGGAGCCGCUGUGGAGCUCGCAGCCACUCCGUGCCUGCGCACAGGCCAGCCCGCUGCUACGGGGCGUGGCGCAGCUGGUGAAGUUGUGGUUCAAGUCCGCCGGCGUCUGCACUGACGUUCCUACAUAUCAGUCUCACUUUCUUCCCGUCGAUCCAACUAUUAAUAUGUCAGCCAGUCUCACUCUACGUGUGGCUCAUCUUCCUCAGUUACAUAUAUAUAUAUAUAUCGUGCUCAGACCGCUGCAGUGCUUCCUCCGCUCCUCAUCCUGGCACCCAAUCAUCCUUCCAGUUGCUCAGGCGCCUGCACCGUGCGCCGGAUCUGCGACCAUCUGCGAGCCCUUCCUACCUACUCUGGAUGGGGUAUUUGUCAAGGAGGGAGGCGAUCAACCUUCGGGCUGAGCUUGCCCAAUCCCGCCGCCAUGCAUCCUCCUCCCCCUCCUCAUCCUCCCCCUCUUCCUCCAGCCCCCCUCCACCCGUGCCGACAGCGCGUGCCCAGUCCCCCAGCGGAUUCAAGGGGGGGGGCGAUGAUUUUCCCAUCCAAAGUAUACUUGCUGGUCCAAGCGACGCCCUUGGUCGGAGACGUACCGCUACCUUUCCCUGGUUUUCCCCUUGUUGGGCCUCCUGGGAGGCCCUCGUCGCCACCUCUGGAUUCGCCUCGAAAUUCUAGUCAGAAAGCACCCCGGGAGAGGUCCUGGGAGUGGCGGUACCGGCACCUUUUGGUUUCCCCACUUGGGUGUGGGGCACCCCCAUUUAGGUUCACCUGGCUGCAGACAUCCUUCAGAUUCUGAACCCCGGUAAGUUUUCUGGCCAGCGGGAGCAGGGUUCACGCGUGGUCGUUCGUUGACAGUGCACACGCCCACGCUUCGGGCGGCUUCGCAAACUGCGAGGGCCCGCUCGCGCUGCUUGUUGCCCGUCAGAGCCAAACGAGCUUAUCAUUUAAUGGCGCACUUUUGUAAGCCCGGCCCGCAACCUGGAGCGAGCCUGGGGUCCUGCGCCAUCGCAAUAGCGAUGUGCACGUGCCGCGAUUCGGAUAUAGAUCGGGUGACCUUGACAUCCACACUGGUCUCACCACCAGAAAAGGUGGAACACGCAAGACCGCCCCGCGUAUUGAGUAAGACAAUAGAGUAAUGACUUGCU